UCCGUCUUGAAAAAGUAACGUUACAGUUGCUGGUUUCACGUCGUGACCCUCAGGCAUGGAGGAUGACACACAGGAGGAGACCCUUGCACAAUUCAAAGAAAAGCGUCUGGGAGGAUGGGGCAUCCUGCAGCUGACAGCAGGGACAGGACUGGCCGUCUAUGCCAUGUGGGCAGGAGUUUUGAUGCCAGGGUUUCGCAGAGUGCCUCUUAAACUGCAGGUGCCUUACAUGCCAGCUAGUAAAAGACAAGUGGGUAAUGUUAUGACUCUGCUGAAAGGUCGCUCUGGAGGUUUUGCUGACUUGGGAUCAGGUGACGGUAGGAUUGUGUUAGAGGCGAGCCAGCAGGGAUUUUCUCCUGCUGUAGGCUAUGAGCUGAAUCCCUGGCUCGUCCGGCUUGCACGCUUUUAUGCUUGGAGAGCUGGCCAAUACAAAAAAGUCUCAUACCGACGAGAGGACCUGUGGAAGGUUGAUCUCUCUGGCUAUAAGAAUAUCUCUGUGUUCUUGGCACCAAGUGUGCUCACACUUUUACAGGAGAAGUUGCUGACCGAGCUCCCUGAAGAUGCUUUGAUCAUUGCUGGACGCUUCCCCUUUCCUAACUGGACACCGUGCAGGAUAGAGGGCGAAGGUGUGGACAGAGCCUGGGCGUAUCAUAUGGAAGCGCUCAGAAAACAGAACCAGUCAAAGAACAUUACAUCGACUGAGCACACCAGAUGAUACAGAACUCUACUUUAAUACCAUUUUAUCAAUACCAUUAAUACAAUAGUAUUAAUACUAUAAUACUAUUUUAUUACUUCUUAUCAUUUUAUAACAUUUUAAUUUACUGUUUUUAUGGUUGUUUUAUUCAACCUCUUGACUUUGCGCAUGAUGUAACAAGAAUAACUUUCGCUUUCACUAUUGCACACUCAAGGUUCACAAGGUUCAUAAUGGUGCAGACAUCAAGCACUUGUGGAUCUUUAGGUUGAAAGAAUUGAAAUUUCCACUAGUUGUGUAAUUUCAACUAUUUAAAAAAUAGUGAAUAAAGAGCUUCUUUCCAGGUCAUUGUAAUGACAGGGAUGCAGUGUUCAGGGUAUUCUUCAACCAGAUUUGCUGGUAGCCCUUUUUUUUUACCGGAAAUACAACGUGUAGAUCACAGGAUAAGCCCAAAUUCUGCAUUUUUCAAAUGUGCUCUCAGCGAUUGUGGGUGCUUUUUGAAGUCUUGGAACGAUCGGGUCACUUCCUGCUUCUGUAUGUGACCUAGUUAACUUAACUCCUCACGAUAGUGACAUGAACUUGAAUAAGAGCAACAAAAAAUAAACUAAUUUAUUCCUGAGAAUCAUUUCCUUCACAUCUCAAUCACUUCCCCUUUAUCAGGAGUUGA
Molecule: messenger RNA, 1355 nt
Organism: Colossoma macropomum (tambaqui)
Lineage: Eukaryota; Metazoa; Chordata; Actinopteri; Characiformes; Serrasalmidae
Gene: antkmt
Product: adenine nucleotide translocase lysine methyltransferase
Exons: 6
Coding region: 56-712 (218 amino acids)
Biological process (GO): peptidyl-lysine trimethylation; regulation of mitochondrial ATP synthesis coupled proton transport; positive regulation of proton-transporting ATP synthase activity, rotational mechanism
Cellular component (GO): mitochondrion
Molecular function (GO): protein-lysine N-methyltransferase activity
Source: RefSeq, a predicted model, not a curated record